AUGGCAUCUGGCGUGGAGCUCCUUCGCUUUCAGCUGCCUGGCCACGAGGCAGCCACCUUGCGCAACAUGAACCAGCUACGCUUUGAGGAGCGUUUUUGUGACGUCACUAUCGUGGCGGACAGCCUCAAGUUCCGCGGCCACAAAGUCAUCCUGGCGGCCUGUUCCCCGUUCCUGAGAGAUCAGUUCCUGCUCAACCCUUCUUCCGAGCUCCAAGUUUCCCUCAUGCACAGCGCCAAGAUUGUAGCCGACCUGCUUCUCUCUUGCUACACUGGAGCACUCGAGUUUGCCGUCAGGGACAUUGUGAACUAUCUGACCGCUGCCAGCUACCUCCAGAUGGAGCACGUGGUGGAGAAAUGUCGUAAUGCCCUGUCCCAGUUCAUCGAACCCAAGAUCAACCUCAAGGAAGAAACGGCCAAAUUUGGAGGCUACCGGAAAUUCAAGUCUUCCAGUGUUGUGGGUUGCUCUACCUCAUCUAAUAAAGUGCACUCACGCAAGAGGUCCAUUCAGCGGCCCGUUAAGCUGGAAUUCCCACUGGAAGAAGAGUUGGAGAUGAAAGCAGAAGAAGAGGAGGAGGAACAGGAGGAGGAUUUUGGGUAUGAAGAUUCUGUCUCUGAUAUCUGCAUUGUGAAGAUUGAAUCGGCCAUGGAAGUAGCCCAGCGGCAGAAGAAGCAACAGCAGCAGAUGGGCACCAGCUGGAGCAAAGACACAUCACCCCAGCAAAGUUGGAACAAGGAAAGUUCACCACAGCAAGCUUGGGACAAAGAAUUAUCUCCUCCACCCGGGUGGAACAAAGCUGAAUCCGGAGACCAGGAAGAACCUCAAGUCAACUCUACAGUGGCAGAAGCCAUUGAGUCUUCGCCAGAAUCUACACCAGAGAAACCUCAGCACGGUGUGGUAAAGGCCUCCUAUAGCCUCUCUGAGGAUGAUGUAGGCAAAGGCCUCCUGAUCAUCCCUGGGGGAGGCUACUUGGAGGAGACCAGCGAGGCGGCAGCCGUUGCCGCCGAGUGCCAGAGCAGCAGCGGUGGGAUGGGGCUGGUACUCGCAGGACUGAGUGGCCGUCCCUUCUCCACCUUUCCCGUGGUCGGGAGAGGUGGCAGUUCAGGAACCCUUGGGGGAGGUAGCGGGAUCUCAAGAAUCAUCUGUUGCACCAAGUGCGAGGAGGUCUUCCAGGGGGUGGAGAAGCUGGUCUUCCACAUGCGGGCCCAUCACUUCAUUUUCAUGUGCCCUCGGUGUGGCAAGCAGUUCAACCACAGCAGCAACCUCAACCGGCAUAUGAAUGUUCACCGUGGGGUGAAAUCCCAUUCCUGCACCAUCUGCGGGAAGUGCUUCACCCAGAAGUCCACGCUGCAUGAUCACAUGAACCUCCACAGUGGCGAGAGGCCCUACCGCUGCUCUUACUGCGACGUGCGCUUUGCCCACAAGCCCGCCAUUCGCCGCCACCUCAAGGAACAGCACGGCAAGACCACGGCGGAGAACGUCAUGGAGGCCAGCGUGACCGAAAUCAACGUCCUCAUACGUUGA
This is a messenger RNA of Protobothrops mucrosquamatus (brown spotted pit viper), 1521 nucleotides long. It is a transcript of the gene ZBTB12, whose product is annotated as zinc finger and BTB domain containing 12. The coding region runs from base 1 to 1521 and encodes 506 amino acids. Lineage: Eukaryota; Metazoa; Chordata; Lepidosauria; Squamata; Viperidae. Gene Ontology annotation, biological process: regulation of transcription by RNA polymerase II. Gene Ontology annotation, molecular function: DNA-binding transcription factor activity, RNA polymerase II-specific; RNA polymerase II cis-regulatory region sequence-specific DNA binding; protein binding. The transcript is spliced from 2 exons. The record is from RefSeq and is a predicted model, not a curated record.